UUCGGUCGAGUCGACUGGAUUAUUCCAGCUCCAUCCCUGGAUUGCGGCCCAAGGCGCCGCCGCCUGUCUGAAUACUGAAGGGUUUAAGGAGGGCCGAGAAGGCCGCGAGUGCCGCCUCUCUGUCCCUUGCUAAAUCCAAGCGAGAAUUCGUAAUCCCUCUCCCGAACGCUCCAAGGGUUGGAAUUUGCGAUCUAGGCUUCGUUUUUUGGAUCCCUUCCAGCUGUCCUUCAUGCUGAAGGUUCUCUCUUCUCUGCACGUCCGAGGCCGGUUGCACUCCCUCCCGGGGAAACGCCCAGCGAGUAUCGUCAAUGUAGGCGAAGGGAGGUCUCCGUUGCCCCGCUUGCUUCGGUCCUUGACGGACCAGCAGGGCAGAAGUCCGGUGUUUUGGAGAAAGGCGUUCUUUUGCUCGAAGAGUGGCGAUGGUUCUGAGCCGCCCCCGGACGCUAAGGCAGCCGAAGAAGUUGAUGCCAUUGCGUCCAUUGACGCUGAAGGUGGUGCCUUUGAGGAGGCCGAGUCCAAGGCAUCGUCGGCUAUUGUUUCCACGAAUCCACGGCCUGAAGAUUACAUGUCUGUUGUAGCAUUGCCACUUCCACACAGGCCAUUGUUUCCUGGUUUUUAUAUGCCAAUAUAUGUGAAGGAUUCAAAACUGAUGGAUGCUUUAAAGGAAAAUCAGAAAAGGUCAGUCUCCUAUGCUGGUGCUUUUCUUCUUAAGGCGGACCCAGAAAUUGACUCAUCAUCUGGCUCUGAGUCGGACAAAAGUGUUUAUGAUCUCAAAGGAAAGGAAUUGUUCAAGCGCCUUCAUGAAAUUGGGACGCUAGCGCAGAUAACUAGCAUUCAAGGCGAUCAGGUAGUACUCAUAGGUUACAGAAGACUGAGGAUCACAGAAAUGGUUGAUGAAGAUCCUUUGACAGUUAAGGUUGAUCAUCUAAAGCAGGAGAAUUCUUAUGAUAAAGAUGAUGAUGUCAUUAGGGCAACAGCCUUUGAAGUUAUAUCAACAUUGCGAGAUGUUCUAAAGACAAGUUCCCUUUGGAGAGAUCAUAUUCAAUCUUAUACACAGCAUAUUGGCGAGUUCAAUUACCCAAGACUUGCUGAUUUUGGGGCUGCUAUAUCAGGAGCUAACAAAUUGUUGUGCCAACAAGUGCUUGAGGAGCUUGACGUCUACAAGCGCUUGAAGCUUACACUGGAAUUACUCAAGAAAGAGAUGGAGAUAAGUAAAAUACAGGAAUCAAUUGCAAAAGCAAUAGAGGAAAAAGUAAGUGGUGAGCAGCGGCGCUAUUUAUUAAAUGAGCAAUUGAAAGCAAUAAAGAAGGAGCUCGGCAUGGAGGCUGAUGACAAAACAGCACUAACUGCGAAGUUUAGGGAAAGACUUGAACCAAAUAAGGACAAGUGCCCUCAGCAUGUGUUACAAGUUAUUGAAGAAGAGCUCACAAAAUUACAAUUUCUGGAGGCUUCUUCAAGCGAGUUUAAUGUAACACGAAACUAUCUUGAUUGGCUAACCUCAAUGCCCUGGGGAAACUACAGUGCUGAAAAUUUUGAUGUCCAUCAUGCUCAAAAAAUUCUAGAUGAAGACCAUUAUGGUUUGUCUGAUGUAAAGGAGAGGAUCUUGGAGUUCAUAGCUGUUGGAAAACUCAGAGGAAUCUCACAAGGAAAAAUUAUAUGUCUAUCUGGACCUCCUGGAGUUGGCAAAACAAGCAUUGGUCGUUCAAUUGCACGGGCUUUAAACCGCAAGUUCUAUCGGUUUUCAGUUGGCGGCUUGGCUGAUGUUGCUGAAAUCAAGGGCCACCGCCGUACUUAUAUUGGUGCGAUGCCAGGAAAGAUGGUGCAAUGCCUAAAAAAUGUAGGAACAGCAAAUCCACUUGUUUUAAUUGAUGAAAUUGACAAGUUAGGGAAGGGGCAUGCUGGUGAUCCAGCUAGUGCUUUGCUGGAGCUUCUUGAUCCUGAGCAAAAUAUAAAUUUCCUCGACCACUACCUUGAUGUUCCAAUUGACUUAUCAAAGGUUCUAUUUGUUUGUACGGCUAAUGUGAUUGAGAUGAUUCCGAACCCUCUUUUGGAUAGAAUGGAAAAUAUUGCUCUUGCUGGCUAUAUCACUGACGAAAAGAUGCAUAUUGCAAGGGACUAUUUGGAGAAGACAACUCGAGAAGCAUGUGGGAUCAAACUUGAACAGGUGGAAGUCACUGAUGCAGCUCUACUAUCAUUAAUUGAGAAUUAUUGCCGAGAAGCUGGUGUUAGGAACCUACAGAAGCAUAUUGAAAAGAUAUAUCGCAAGAUAGCUUUGCAACUUGUUCGUAGAGGAGUGACCAAUGAGGAUAGCUCUCAAAAAGAAGACUCCCAGGAAUCGAGCAAUUUGUCUAAAGUAUCAUCUGAAAUUGUUGGGGAUAGUCAAAUAGGUAAAGAUACUAAUGCUCCAACCUCAAGUGUAGAAGCCCUCAAAUCAUUCACAGAACCUAAUCAGGCAGAAUCUGGUCCCUCAGUGACCGAGAACUCAAGUAGCCAAGAGGUCAAUCAAGGGACAACCGAUGCUAAUGAAUCAGUUAUCAGUAAAACAUCUGAUAAAAUUAUCAUUGAUGCAUCUAAUCUUGCUGACUUUGUUGGUAAACCAGUAUUCCAUGCAGAACGGAUUUUUGAUGAGACCCCAGUAGGUGUUGUCAUGGGUCUAGCAUGGACUGCCUUGGGUGGCUCAACAUUGUACAUUGAGACCACCAUUGUGGAGCAAGGAGAUGGGAAAGGUGCACUUCAUCUAACGGGUCAGCUUGGGGAUGUCAUGAAGGAAAGUGCCCAAAUAGCUCAUACAGUUGCCAGAGCAAUAUUCCUCGAAAAAGAGCCAGAGAAUAAUUUUUUUGGAAAUUCCAAGAUCCAUCUUCAUGUACCGGCAGGCGCCACCCCGAAGGAUGGGCCAAGUGCUGGGUGCACUAUGAUCACAUCCAUGUUGUCCCUUGCAAUGAAUAAGCCUGUGAGGAAGGACCUCGCUAUGACUGGUGAAGUAACAUUAACUGGACGUAUUCUGCCAAUUGGAGGGGUAAAAGAGAAAACAAUUGCUGCUAGGAGGAGCAACGUCAAGACUAUAAUAUUUCCAUCAGCUAACAGGAGAGAUUUUGACGAGCUGGCUGAUAAUGUGAAAGAAGGCCUUGAGGUUCAUUUUGUAGACAACUACAACCAAAUUUACGAGAUUGCUUUUGCAAGUGAGCAUGAUGAUGCCAAAUAAUCUGUGUUCCCCUCAGUUAUUCUGAGCUUGCAAUUGAACAUUUUUUUUAUUGGGUUUCAUGAAAGCUCCACACAAGAUCAAGAACAAGAUAUCUAGCAGGAAGAAAAAUGCCAGCGCUCCCUUUGAAGAUGAAAUUAGGAGUUUUACAUCAUCUUGCUAUAAAAUCUCUUAACUAGUUUGUAACAGUAACAUUUUUGUAGGUGGCUGUGAGACACAAUCAAAAAUAUUUAUCAAAUUCAUGUGGAAGCAUCGUCCGUUUACCAACAAUAAAGCUCCCAAAUAUUUUAGUUAAACUUGUGUCCUUUUGUAACCUUUGAUUUUUAUUUAUUUGAACUUUGAAGUAUGAUUUAAA
Messenger RNA from Zingiber officinale, 3554 nucleotides. RefSeq names its product lon protease homolog, mitochondrial-like. Gene Ontology annotation, biological process: protein catabolic process; chaperone-mediated protein complex assembly; mitochondrion organization. Gene Ontology annotation, cellular component: mitochondrial matrix. The record is from RefSeq and is a predicted model, not a curated record. The transcript is spliced from 20 exons. Gene Ontology annotation, molecular function: single-stranded DNA binding; ATP binding; ATP hydrolysis activity. Bases 230 to 3202 code for a protein of 990 amino acids. NCBI's taxonomy places the organism in Eukaryota, Viridiplantae, Streptophyta, Magnoliopsida, Zingiberales, Zingiberaceae.